CAAGAAUAUAUAUAUACAAGAAUAUCUAUAUAGACAAGAAUGAUACGAAUAGAAGAACCUGAAUUAUAUUCCACUGAAUCCUCUCCACAAGCUUUCGAUUCAGUGGAGUCUUCUAAAAGACACUCAGUACUUCUAAAAAAUGGUCUACAUACCAGAGGAAAUCCUUUGAACGGGCAUCCUUCCACUGGUAUACGGUCUCCAGGGUUCCCGGCUCCACCUCUCAACUCCUGUUCUCCUUCAAGAGGUUCACCAUCAACCCAGUCUUCUCCUGGUCCUACUCCUAUAUCCUUCAGGAGUUCAGAUUUGUCUAGUUCCAAGAGAUCAAGUAGCUCCGCUAGUUCCACUAACUCCAGGAGCUCUUCUCCUUCCAGUGAAGCUGUAUUGAACAGUUCAACCAGUAUUCCGUCAGCUCAGGAACUCAUCAAUGCAAUCCGUCUACUUAAUAACAACAGAAAACAAGGGAACAGUGAUGGAAAGGGUAUUGCGGAAACUAUGUUCAACCUCUACAGGAAUCCGGAGACUAAUACAGUUAACCUUGGUCAACUCUUCACGGUGAUUGAGAGAACUGGAAUACGUAGAACUGAUCCCAGGCUCUCAGAGUUUCUAACUCGAGUUAUCAAACACCAUGAAGUACACGGAGAGGAGCAUACAACUAUUAAUAAUCUUAAUGUUGAUGAAUCCACUUUCUGCAGCCUGACCGAGAAUAACCUGGUUCUGUUAAGCCAGAUAAUCAGGAAUGAUGUUAUUAUACCGGACUGGGAAGCAUUUACUCAGGAACUCAGAACUAUAUUCAUGGCAUGCAAGGAUAAUAGGGAGGGAAAAGUAGCAGCUUAUAUUCCGCAGUUAGCUCGUUACCAUCCUGAUCUAUGGGGUAUAUCUGUGUGUACUAUAGACGGUCAGAGAUUUUCUUUGGGUGAUGUGAAUGAACCGUUUACAAUGCAGUCCUGCAGUAAACCAUUUACCUAUGCAGUUUGCCUCAGUGAACUUGGAAACGAGGUUGUGAACAAGUAUAUAGGACAGGAACCAUCAGGAAGAAACUUCAACGAUCUGGUUCUAGAUCCAAUCAAUAGACCGCAUAACCCUAUGUUGAAUGCUGGAGCUAUAAUGUCCUGUGCUCUUAUCCUUGAGAAAAUUAAUCCGCAACAAGGGUUGGCUGAGAAGUAUGAUUACCUCUUGAACUAUAUGAAACAGCUGGCUGGUGGAGAAGGAAUAGGAUUCAAUAACUCUGUAUUCCUAUCAGGUCCGGACAACCCUGUCCUAGAACGUGAGAGCGCUGACCGUAACUUUGCCAUGGCCUACUACAUGCGGGAAAAUAAAAGUUUCCCUGAAGAUGUGGAUAUUCAGGAGUGCUUAGAUCUAUACUUCCAGUCCUGCAGUCUAGAGGUAACUGCUGAGUCUCUGGCUGUUAUGGGAUCUACAUUCGCUAACGGAGGAAUCUGUCCAAUAACUGGAGAUAAGGUUCUGAAGCCCUGUGCAGUACGUGAUGUGCUGAGCCUGAUGUACAGCUGCGGAAUGUACAACUACAGCGGACAAUUUGCUUUCAAAGUUGGAUUACCAGCUAAGUCUGGUGUAUCUGGUUGUGUACUGCUUGUGAUCCCGAACAUGAUGUCUAUUGCUCUGUGGUCUCCUCCUCUUGAUCAGAUUGGGAAUUCAGUUCGGAGUCUUCAGUUCUGUGACGAGCUGGUUAAAAUCUUCAACUUCCAUAGGUUUGAUAAUCUACGUAACCUCGCUACUCAGAAGAUAGAUCCUAGAAGAGAACCUCAUGAGUUGAGAAGUUUAACUACGCUGACCCUUCUAUUCUCAGCUGUGGCUGGAGACGUAUCUUCUCUUCACAGGCACUAUCUGCAAGGAGUGGAUAUGACUAUCUGUGACUAUGAUGGAAGGACUGCUCUGCAUCUAGCUGCAGCUGAAGGACAAGAGCAAGCAGUAAAGUUUUUGCUUGAAACCUGUGGAGUUCCACCCAAUCCUAAAGAUAGAUGGGGACAUACCCCGCAGGAGGAAGCCAACCGGUUUGGUCAUGAGGGGGUCAUUCAUUUCUUCAAGAAGUACGUCAAGAACUAAUUCAUGGAGCUCAACAACAGCCUCCUGAUCAACAGCCUGGCGAGCAUAUUCAAAGAGUUCUAAAACCUCUAGAUCGUAUUGAAUCCUAAACUAUCUGAUUAUAUAUCCGACAGAGUAAACAGAUAAACAAAAUAUGUCGGAAUUAAAUGUGCACAAAGUAACCUUAAAGUUUUAAUGCACAAUAUAAUUUGGUCUUAUUCA
This is a messenger RNA of Eurytemora carolleeae, 2262 nucleotides long. Its product is annotated as glutaminase kidney isoform, mitochondrial. The coding region runs from base 40 to 2061 and encodes 673 amino acids. The transcript has 21 exons. Gene Ontology annotation, molecular function: protein binding; glutaminase activity. Gene Ontology annotation, biological process: L-glutamine catabolic process. The record is from RefSeq and is a predicted model, not a curated record. NCBI's taxonomy places the organism in Eukaryota, Metazoa, Arthropoda, Copepoda, Calanoida, Temoridae.